CCUCUUAAAAGAACCAUCGUCGGUGUGGCCACUCAGGCAGGAUGUGCAGCCGCUGGAACGGCUGCAGGAGGACUUACCAUGGGACCCCUUGGAGCACUGAUUGGCGGUAUCAUGGGAGCUCUCUAUGGUUACAACUGCAGUAGCGACUAUGAUGUGAGUGUUAUGUCAUGUUAA
Messenger RNA from Haemonchus placei, 174 nucleotides. Lineage: Eukaryota; Metazoa; Nematoda; Chromadorea; Rhabditida; Trichostrongylidae. The record is from the annotation of a GenBank genome assembly.